Messenger RNA from Schistocerca gregaria, 2010 nucleotides. RefSeq lists its product as uncharacterized. The record is from RefSeq and is a predicted model, not a curated record. Gene Ontology annotation, biological process: nuclear pore organization. The transcript has 2 exons. Gene Ontology annotation, molecular function: protein-macromolecule adaptor activity. Gene Ontology annotation, cellular component: nuclear pore transmembrane ring; spindle pole body. The coding region runs from base 144 to 1874 and encodes 576 amino acids. NCBI's taxonomy places the organism in Eukaryota, Metazoa, Arthropoda, Insecta, Orthoptera, Acrididae.
AGUUUGCGAAGAUAUAGGCAAUGUUUUAUCAGCGCUACAGCGACAAAUGGAAAACCCUUCAUACAAAACUUGCAUAGUAUUUCUGUACAUAUAUUUAAUACAAUUCUUCAUAGCUAGUGCUGCCCGUCUAGUGCGCAUUCCUUAUGUCCUUCUCUUCCUACGCCUCGUCGGAACGCGAUGAAAUUCAAAAAUACCUAGAGGCCCCGCUCAAAUGGAAAAGAUACGGUGUUUUCCUUUGGAGUACAGCUGUCUUUCUCCCAUUUGUCUGCUUUGUCUCGGCAGCAUAUCUACUAGCCAUCCCAUUUAUAUUUAUCCGCAUCGCGUUAAUCAAUGCAUCUAUCUAUACAAGUCUUGGCUUUACAAUUAGAAGAAAAGUUGGCCUGUUUUUUAUUGACAUAACUGUCUUUUUUCUAGUGUUCAUCUCACCUGAAUUCAUAAAGAGUGCCAAUUUGGGUUCCAACUUCCAUUUUCAGGAAUCUCUGAUUUUGGAUACUUUCAGCAAAAUUCUUUGGGCUUUUAUCUCUGCUUCACUGUACCAUUUAUAUUCUAGAGCUUAUUACCAUUUGAAUUUUACAACCGUCAUUCAGCGAAGAUUGGCACGAAUUCGACUCGCAUUUCCUUUGUCUAUCCGCAGUUCAAUUCAAAUGUUAAAAUGUCUGUUAUCGUUACUGGCCAUAUUAUUUCUAAUCCGAAUGUCUAUUCCUCUUUGGUUACCUGUAUUUAGUGGAUCAGGAGACUUAAAAAAAUACUAUACCUUACAUUAUCAAAGAGCAGAAGAAGAGCACUUGGCUGAUUCGCUAGGUCUUCCCAACUCAGAUCAUGUUUCAACAUCUGAUUUCAGAUAUCAAUAUCAACAAGAUAGAGAUCAUGUUUUUUUACAGAUCUUUAAGAAUCCUUUAUUUACUCUUAUAUAUACGUUAAUAAAUCCAAGGGACCUCUCCAUUUCUUUGGUUUUGGGCCGUCUCGUCGACAUCUCAAGUACUGUGAUUAUUUUGGAGAUGGUAUGGCACAUCGCCAGUAUCGUUCAUACUGAACACCUUUCUUUUGACCAGCUAUUACCAAUUGAUCUACACUCUUCCAGAACAACUUGCACAACCCGGUCAUCUAAAGCAGCCAACCGUCAUGCCUUACUUCUGAACGCGUUAUCUACCAAAAACUCUUUUAUAUUUUUGCAUGCUUACCAAGAUUUGUAUCACUUGGCCUAUCAUCAGCAGGAAAGAAGACAGCUCUUUUAUUCUGACUUGACCUGUACUUCGUGGCAAACGUUUGUUAAUACAUGCUGUAGCUAUAUUAAUACUGUUUCUGAUGAAAUUUUUCAAACCUGCGAAUACCUUGAUCAGGGAGAACAGCCAACAGCAGCUUAUUCAUUUGUACUAUCUACGAUUCCUGUAUUUAUAUACAAAAUUUUAGGAACCAUCGUCAAGCAUUUACCAAGGAGGGAUCCCACUUACUUUGAAUCUCUAUGCUUCGUUGUUCCAUCUCAUUCGCUGGCUCUGCAGCAGACUACUCUACUGUUUUGUAUCGGCUCUAUUGCCAAACUUACUUCAACAUCGUUCAAAGAGGAUGGAUUAGGCUUGGUAGUCGCAAACAAUACAAUACCGGUCGUAUUAAAUUCUUUAUUGACGCUUUUACAAGAAACAGAAACAUACGUGCAGAAGAUGAUCCAUGUUUUUGGCUCACCAACGCAUCUAUCCUUUAAUUCUUGCAUCCUUGGUGACCCUUUAACCCCUGAUAAAUUUUGUCAUACGCUCAUAUCAGCCAUUACAGAGGCUAUAUAUGAAAUAACUACCGUAUUCUAUGAAUACUUGAAAUGCUAUAGCUUUAGCCCUGCCCAAGCACGUUUACUUAAAGAAUUUCUUGAUUUUACAAGAUAAAUAGUUUACGUUUUAAUUUUUCUGUGUUUCCAACAACUAUUCCUAGAUUGAUAGAGCGUAUCCUGGAUACUCCGUUAUGGCUAACUGUGUUUUAUGUAAAUAGAGUUUGAAAAUGUAUUGUUGUCUAUAGAUCAAA